UAUAUAUUGACCUGCAGUUGAAGUUGUGACAUUAAUGCAAUCACUUCGAGAUUAACAUUGGAACCAGUUUCAACACAGCAUAAAACAAUCAUGUCUGAGAGAAAAGCCGUCAUCAAGAACGCUGACAUGAGCGAGGACAUGCAGCAGGACGCUGUAGACUGCUCCACAGCAGCCCUUGAGAAAUACAACAUUGAGAAGGACAUCGCUGCAUACAUCAAGAAGGAGUUCGACAAGAAGUACAACCCCACAUGGCAUUGUAUUGUCGGCCGCAACUUUGGCAGCUACGUCACCCACGAGACCAAGCACUUCAUCUACUUCUAUCUGGGACAGGUGGCCGUUCUCCUCUUCAAAUCAGGAUAACCUUUGUUUCCUACGGAUUGCCAUGACUAUAACGUCCUUCUAUCGUCUGACCUCUAAUAGUACGUAGUAACCAUCACUUAACCAAAGAGUGGGCAUUACCUUAAUAAAUGAAAUAGUCUUAAAUUGUAUGGAAGAACAUAUACUUGAAUACAAUGCCCGAAACAUUAAACAGAUCUGGCAUUAAAGACAGUCUGCGAUCGUUCUGUCUCUUGGCCUUCAACAGGACGUGUUACUGGAAGUGGAUGAAAGAAAAUAGUUCAGGACUUUGGAACGUGACUUUCAUGCACUGCACCUUAUCCGUGACGUCACAAGAGCAUGUACCAGUCAUUGACAUAUUUUGUCAUUUUUAGCUCAACUGCCACUGAACAAUUAUAAUGAUUUAAAGAAGGGAUGCAUAUUAAUGAAUUCCACCUUUUGUAUUAUAUAUGUGGAAUAUUUCUGAGGCAUUAUAUUAUAUGUUUUUACCUAUUUAUUAUGUGUUGACCAAUAAAAAAUGCAACAUCGUU
Messenger RNA from Haliotis rubra (blacklip abalone), 866 nucleotides. RefSeq names its product dynein light chain 2, cytoplasmic-like. Gene Ontology annotation, biological process: cilium assembly; microtubule-based process. Gene Ontology annotation, molecular function: dynein intermediate chain binding; dynein light intermediate chain binding. The record is from RefSeq and is a predicted model, not a curated record. Gene Ontology annotation, cellular component: cytoplasmic dynein complex. The transcript has 2 exons. The coding region runs from base 91 to 360 and encodes 89 amino acids. NCBI's taxonomy places the organism in Eukaryota, Metazoa, Mollusca, Gastropoda, Lepetellida, Haliotidae.